Messenger RNA from Cylindrotheca closterium, 1344 nucleotides. The record is from the annotation of a GenBank genome assembly. NCBI's taxonomy places the organism in Eukaryota, Bacillariophyta, Bacillariophyceae, Bacillariales, Bacillariaceae.
AUGAACAAACGACAAGGAACGAACCGCCUGCACAAUUUCCUAUUCCUGGCACUGCUCCUUGGAGUUGCCUCGGCUGCGCCUUGGAAGGUGGAUGAGUUUCCCAAACCUGACUUUGGAUUGAUUGCAGAUCCCGACAAGUUGCUUAGUGAACAAAGCUUACAAGAGAUUGCCGAUCGCAUCGACGAGAUCACCGACAAGGUGGAGGUCCCUGUCCAAAUUGCCGUGGCCGUUGCCUCCAAAAUGCACCUUCCCAACAACUUUUACCAAGACGAUCAAGACAACGGAAACAACCCAGAUGAAGAAGCAGCCGCAGAAGAAUUUGCCAGAGGGCUUCACGACAGAUGGGGUGUCGGAAUUGAUGGUGAAUCAGGAGGGACUGGAGUCUUGAUUUUUCUUUCCGUGGACGACCGAGUAAUGUACAUCUCACGAGGAAGCUCUUUUGACACUUUGCUCCGCAAUUCUCGAAUUGAUUCCAUCAUUAAAGAUUUGCGACCUAGUAUGCGACAAGCCAAAUAUGGGGAAGGACUAGUUUUGGCCGUCGAACUCAUCGGAACCUACAUUCAAAAGGGAGAACCGAAAUGGGACGAAUUGGUUUGGGAUUACUUGAGAAUUGAGUAUUUCUUGUUGUCUGGUUAUGCGCUUGCAAUCUUGGGUUCCAUGCGAGCAGCUCGAAGGCGCCGAGAGGCCCAACGGGUCUAUGCCGAAGCCGCAAGUCAAUUGACUGCCAUCGACCGGGCCCAAGCGGAAGCACUUCAAGGACAGUUCAAUGCUACCUCCUGUCCAAUUUGUUUGGAAGACUUUGCGUCAGACACAACUGGAUCGGACGAUCGACCUAUCAAAUUGUUACGGUGCGGACACGUCUUUGAUGCAUCGUGUUGGGAAGAAUGGGUCAAUAGUGGGCAGGGACAGGUGUCCAAGUGCCCGAUUUGCAAAAAGGAUGUGGGAGAAUCAAGUGUCGCUGCUGGCGAACAACCGCCACAAGCUGAAGCCAUGGCACCAUUGGACGACACUGAUGUACGUCAACACGAGCAUCUCCAUCACGAGCAUCAUCGCCAUCGUCAUCAUCAUCGCCAACACAAUCGUGCCAUGCAACUCUUUCAACAAGAUCGCAACUUUCGUUUGACUCGAUUGGCCAUGCGGUAUCCCAAUGUAGUUUCACAACAGCAAGUCCAACGAUGGAGUUCUCCCACCUACAAUGGACAGCUCGCACAAGAUAGGUCAUUUGUGGAAAGCCGGCCUCGUGCUCCCGUUGUUCAAAGUGCUCGUCACAGCGACCGAAUGGGAGGUUCUUCUGCCAGUUUUGGAGGCGGCACUUCCUCUGGUGGUCGUGGAGGACGAUUUUGA